Messenger RNA from Cololabis saira (Pacific saury), 3323 nucleotides. Its product is annotated as dolichyl-diphosphooligosaccharide--protein glycosyltransferase subunit STT3B. NCBI's taxonomy places the organism in Eukaryota, Metazoa, Chordata, Actinopteri, Beloniformes, Belonidae. Bases 288 to 2687 code for a protein of 799 amino acids. The record is from RefSeq and is a predicted model, not a curated record. The transcript has 16 exons. Gene Ontology annotation, cellular component: membrane. Gene Ontology annotation, biological process: post-translational protein modification. Gene Ontology annotation, molecular function: dolichyl-diphosphooligosaccharide-protein glycotransferase activity.
ACGAGCCUCGGGAGCGAGCAGGAGCCGCGGGAGCGAGCCGCGCUUGUCACUGGGCCCUGGCCGCUGCUGCUGCUGCCGCUGCUAUGAGUCUCCCCCCCGGGACCGUCUAGCCCCGCUCACUGUCUCCGGGAACCAAGCUCGCAGGCUCAGGCUCGGGGGUCGCUGCUGCCCCGCGUCCCCGUGUCGGGCUCCUGCAGGGGGGCCGCUGGGAGACGGUACUGCGCAGGCGCAGAGAGACAGCUUCCCCUGCCGCUGCUGCUGCUGCCACGACGGGAGCGACCAGAAACAUGGCGGAGCAUCACCCGGCUCCCGACGGCAGCAGGACCAAGUCCGCGCUCAACGCGGGGAACGGGACCCCGGCCCCGGCCCCGGCCGUCCCCGCAGCCGGCGGCCUGGCCCACCCCGCCGGCUGGCAGUCGCUGCUGUCCUGCACCGUGCUGGUGCUGGCCUGGCUGGCCGGCUUCAGCUCCCGGCUGUUCGCCGUCAUCCGCUUCGAGAGCAUCAUCCACGAGUUCGACCCCUGGUUCAACUACAGGUCAACUCACCACCUCACCACCAACGGCUUCUACGAGUUCCUCAACUGGUUUGACGAGAGGGCCUGGUACCCUCUGGGCCGGAUCGUCGGGGGCACAGUGUACCCCGGCCUCAUGGUGACGGCAGGACUCAUCCACUACGUGCUGAACCUGCUGCACAUCACCGUGCACAUCCGGGACGUGUGCGUGUUCCUGGCGCCGGUGUUCAGCGGCCUGACCUCCAUCUCCACCUUCCUGCUGACCCGGGAGCUGUGGAACCAGGGCGCGGCGCUGCUGGCCGCCUGCUUCAUCGCCAUCGUGCCGGGAUACAUCUCCCGCUCCGUGGCCGGCUCCUUCGACAACGAGGGCAUCGCCAUCUUCGCCCUGCAGUUCACCUACUACCUCUGGGUGAAGUCGGUGAAGACGGGAUCAGUGUUUUGGGCCAUCGGCUGCUGUCUCUCCUACUUCUACAUGGUGUCAGCCUGGGGCGGUUACGUCUUCAUCAUCAACCUGAUUCCUCUCCAUGUGUUUGUGCUGCUGCUCAUGCAGCGCUUCAGCAAGAGAGUCUACAUCGCCUACAGCACCUUCUACAUCGUGGGCCUGAUCCUGUCCAUGCAGAUCCCCUUCGUGGGCUUCCAGCCCAUCAGGACCAGCGAGCACAUGGCAGCCGCAGGUGUGUUCGUGCUGCUGCAGGUCUACGCCUUCCUGCAGUACCUGAAGGAUCGCCUCACCAGGCAGGAGUUCCAGACGCUCUUCUUCCUGGGCGUCUCUCUGGCCGCCGGAGUGGUUUUCCUCUCCGUCAUCUAUCUGACUUACACAGGCUACAUCGCUCCGUGGAGCGGCCGCUUCUACUCCCUCUGGGAUACCGGCUACGCCAAGAUCCACAUCCCCAUCAUCGCGUCGGUGUCGGAGCACCAGCCCACCACCUGGGUCUCCUUCUUCUUCGACCUGCACAUCCUGGUCUGCACCUUCCCAGCAGGCCUGUGGUUCUGCAUCAAGAACAUCAACGACGAGCGCGUCUUUGUGGCCCUGUACGCCAUCAGCGCCGUGUACUUCGCCGGCGUCAUGGUGCGGCUCAUGCUGACGCUCACGCCCGUGGUGUGCAUGCUGUCGGCCGUGGCCUUCUCCAGCGUGUUCGAGCACUACCUGGGGGACGACCUGAAGAAGCAGGGCCCGCCGGCCGAAGACAGCAGCGACGAGGACGACCGGAAGAACGCAGGAAACCUCUACGACAAGGCGGGGAAGGUGCGUAAACACGUGUCAGAGCAGGAGAAGGCUGAGGAGGGUCUGGGUCCCAACAUCAAGUCCAUCGUCACCAUGCUGAUGCUGAUGCUGCUCAUGAUGUUUGCUGUUCACUGCACCUGGGUGACCAGCAACGCCUACUCCAGCCCCAGCGUGGUGCUGGCCUCCUACAACCACGACGGCUCCCGGAACAUCCUGGACGACUUCAGGGAGGCGUACUACUGGCUGAGGCAGAACACGGACGAGCACGCCAGAGUCAUGUCCUGGUGGGACUACGGCUACCAGAUAGCAGGCAUGGCCAACCGGACCACGCUGGUGGACAACAACACGUGGAACAACAGCCACAUCGCUCUGGUGGGCAAGGCCAUGUCCUCCAAUGAGACGGCAGCCUUCGAGAUCAUGAAGUCCCUGGACGUGGACUACGUCCUGAUCAUCUUCGGAGGGGUGAUCGGCUACUCAGGAGACGACAUCAACAAGUUCCUGUGGAUGGUGCGCAUCGCGGAGGGGGAGCACCCCAAGGACAUCAGGGAAAGCGACUACUUCACCCCUCAGGGAGAGUUCAGAGUGGACAAAGCCGGUUCCCCCACUCUGCUCAACUGCCUUAUGUACAAAAUGUCGUACUACCGCUUCGGCGAGAUGCAGCUGGACUUCCGGACGCCCCCCGGCUUCGACCGGACCCGUAACGCAGAGAUCGGCAACAAGGACAUCAAGCUGAAGCACCUGGAGGAAGCCUUCACGUCGGAGCACUGGCUGGUCAGGAUCUACAAGGUCAAAAAGCUGGAGAACAGGGACCGCCUGGAGCACAAGCUGCGCAGCACCGACGCCACCAGACAGAAGUACACGUCUAAAAAGACGGCCAAGAGGAAGCGGGGGCACGUCAAGAACAAGAUGCUCCUCAAGAAGGGCAGGAAACUGAGCAAGAAGUCUUUAUAGGGAGUCCAGCACCCACGCAGGCAGACUGUGGACGGGAGGGAGGGACAUUUUACACAAACUUUCUACACACACGCAGCAAGAGUCCAAACACACCCAUCCAGACGAACGAUGAACUGAUCUCCAGCGGUACCAGGAGCCCUGGAGGAGAGGAGACGGAGAUCAGGAGGCCAGUUUGAACCUGACGAACUGUGACCUUUGACUUUUCUUUUUGUACUUGAACAUGCGGAGGCGUCAGAGACCAGCCGUCCUGCACCCAGAACUCUGCUGAGGCUGCUCUCUGCAUGAAUCCAGGAAACCUGCCCCUCUGCCGGCCCUCACACCCCACCUGAGGUGACCAACGUCCCUCGGGUCAGUCCGGGUCUGACGGGACGGGUGUUUGUGACUGCGUGGCUGCUGUUGUCACGGUAACGCAGCUAGAUUCAUGAGACGGGGUGUAAACAAACCUCCAGGUUUCACCGGGAGAAGCAACGGUUAGCAGGCACAUUCUAAACUCUGCUGCUGACGUGGCAACGACGUCCACAAAGUGGUGUUUUAACCCCGUCAUGCUGUUUCUGACGGAAGAGUGUCAGGGCCAGGCAGGAGAAACAAUAUUUGAGAGGGGAAGAUUUUUUUUAUUGUGCACUUCGAGAAAUAUUC